This is a messenger RNA of Anarrhichthys ocellatus (wolf-eel), 15468 nucleotides long. RefSeq names its product HYDIN axonemal central pair apparatus protein (gene hydin). The record is from RefSeq and is a predicted model, not a curated record. The transcript is spliced from 95 exons. Lineage: Eukaryota; Metazoa; Chordata; Actinopteri; Perciformes; Anarhichadidae. Gene Ontology annotation, cellular component: axoneme. The coding region runs from base 114 to 15200 and encodes 5028 amino acids. Gene Ontology annotation, biological process: axonemal central apparatus assembly; cilium movement.
AUGGGUAGUAACCUAACGUUAGUGGGAGGUUAGUACUUAUUUUAUUUCAUUACUUUAAGCUGACCCUGACGUUAUAUAACGGGAAAGACGCAAGGUGCUCAAAACACAUAAACAUGACAGCCAUUUCGUUCCCCUCGAGAACAAAUGGGGUGAAGAGCAAAGUGUCUCUCAAGCCAAAGAGGGUGACUCCAUCUGCUUACACCCAGGAGAUGUUGCAGUCUACAGAGGAGCGCCUGGCUAGCACCGACAACAUGCACCAGCCUCGCAUUCUGGAACUGCUGGACAUGAGCAACACUACGCAUCACAAAUUCUCCUUGGUGGCUAUGGAUCAGCCACUCUUCCAGCCCUACCCGUCUGAGCUGGUCUUCCAGAACUUCACUCCUGCUCAGACCUACAUGUUACCUCUGCUGCUCCGCAACAUUGACAAGGUUUCACGACACGUGAAGCUGGAGCUGCCGGAGUCUGAGUAUUUCCGUGUGGUCGGACCAGAGGAUGCAGGCAGCAGGGUCGCACCAGGACUAUCUGCUACCUUCACUGUCUUCUUCACCCCGCAGGAGAACAAGGACUAUCCCCACAGGCUGGUUUGUGUGACCGAGCGGGAGCGCUUUGUGGUCCCAAUCCGUGCCAUCGGGCCACGGGCCAUUCUUGACUUUCGCGACGAGCUCCAUUUACCCGUCUGUCCCGUGAAAGCCUCCACAGAGAGGACUCAGCUGGUCCGCAACAUAGGAAACGGCAGGGCCAAGUUCAUGCUAGACACACAGAGCCCUUUCUCAGUGACCCCCUCCUGUGGGACUCUUGAUGAGGGCGAGAGCAUGCAGGUGACUGUGGAUUUCAGCCCCAUGACAGUAGGAGUCCACAGCCAAGUGCUGCUUCUGCACUACCACACAGGUGAAGAUGUGUACAUCAGCUUGUGUGGCGCUUGUGAGGAACUGAACAUCCGUCUUGAGCCGGACUCUGUUCUGUUGAGUCAGACCUACAUUUCCUUGGCCAGCGUUCGCAAAGUAUUCCUCACUUACAGCAGUGAGAUCUCUCUGAAGUACUGCUGGACGACGUGGCCCAGCCUGCAAGAGGAGGCUCUGAGCUUAUUGAGGGAGAGCACGGCGCUCCCACAGACGGAGGAGGGCGAGAGGGAGCGGCUGCUCGUUCAGUGCGAGUCUGACCCCGCGGCGAUCCAUCGCCUCCCACUGCUGUCCAGAGCCCUGCAGGAGCGCCGAAGCCAGGCAGUGAGGGACUAUCGCCUGACCCUCUCACACAGCUGCAUCACUGUGGAGCCAGCGGAGGGGGAAAUAUGGCCCAAAACCCCGGCACAGUUCAACAUCGUCUUCAAGCCUGAGGAGGCCAAACUGUACCAACAAACCAUAUAUUGUGAUGUCACAGGCCGUGAAGCUCGGUUGCCUCUCACAAUACACGCCGAGGGCAUGGGACCUAAUCUCCAGCUCAACUAUGACCUGGUGGACAUGCAGAACGUAUUCGUUGGUCACAAAACACGUUAUGAAGUGCAGGUUCACAACAGAGGACUGAUUGAUGGCCGUUUCAGGCUGUCAGGCCUUGACACCACUUUCGGCCGCUGUUUCUCCUUCAGUCCUGAGGAAGGUGUUGUUCCCCCCGGGGCCUUCCAGACUGUGGAUGUCACCUUCCACAGUCGCGUCUUGGGAACCUUCUCCGAGGACUUGCUGCUAACUGUCACAGGACGACCGCAACCGCUUACCGUGACUUUCAGUGGUUGUGUCAUUGGUCCUACAUUCCACUUCAAUGUUUCAGAACUCAAUUUUGGAGAUGUAGCCUUUGGUUACCCACUAAGAUUGCGUUGUUCCCUCAUCAACACCUCCUUGGUGCCAAUGACCUUUGCCCUGCGUGUCCUGGGAGACGGGUUGGGUUCUCCCAGUAUAAACAGUGCCCAACAGGCGUCCGAAGUGUCCCGGAACAAUUGGGGAGGCAGUGCUGCUAGAGACCUUCAUGCACGGCCUGUGGAGUUCACCGUCACACCUGCUGCGGGCUCUGUGCGUGCCUUGUCAGAUGUCACCAUUCAGGUGAUGCUGUGCUCCAACACAGUCAAGAGAUACAGGCUGGCGCUGGUGGUGGAUGUUGAAGGUGUCGGAGAGGAGAUCCUGACUCUGCCUAUCAAUGCCAGUUGUGUUGUUCCUGAUAUUGUGGUGGAGACUCCAGUGUUGGACUUUCGAAGGUGUUUCCUCGAUCGGCGCUACGAACAGCAACUGCGGCUGACCAACAACAGCACUCUACCUGCCUGCUACGGCAUGCUUGACCAGGAAUACCAGGAGAGUCCGUCACUGCUUUUUGGCAGUUCCGCACCAAGAGGAUUGAUACUUCGUCACAGUUCAGAGGAGCUUCCUGUGUUUCUGCUGGCUAAGUCCGUAGGAAAGCAGACACACACUCUACGCAUCGCUGUGUUCGGCAGCAGCCAGCCGCCCUUGGAGGUGACUGUGUCCUGUAUUGGGCAGGGACCAAUAGUUCGUGUUCACAGUCCACAGCUGGACUUUGGCACAAUCCCGGUUCUGACGGACAUUACCAGAGCCCUGCACCUGUCAAACCAGUCUCCUAUUCCAGCCCACUUCACUGCUCACAUGAGCCACAGAAGUUCCUUUGUGCGAGUUGAGCCCAGUGAGGGGGAAGUGCCACCCGAGAGCCAGCUGGAGCUGAGAGUAGUGGCCCACCUGAAGGACACGCUUCACUUCCAGGCCAGGCUGGAAGUGUCCAUCCAGGACAGCGAACCGCACGCUGUGCUUCUGUCCGCCACAGGCACCGGCACCACAGUUGUCAGUGACAAACCUUUCGCUCCCAACCUUGACCUAGGCACAUACUUAAGCCAUGCGUCAUGCCAGUAUCACUUCAAGCUGACCAACCAGGGUGAGCGAACGAACCGGAUGUACUGGCGGAAUGACGGCUUCCAGCCCUCAGCAGAAACCCGAAAAAGGGGCAGCUUAUCCGGCCGAACCGUCCUGCCCCCCAUCUCUGCUCCCAGAAAGAAGGGUAUCUUGAGCUGUCAGUCCUCCAGCAGAGAGAAGGCAGUGUUCAGCCUCAGCCCUUCUCGUGUGGAGCUUGCUCCAGGCGGCUCUGUUGACAUGGUGCUGACGGGAUCUUCAGACUCCCCCAAGGUUGCACAGGAGCGCCUGGUGUGCCGUGGCUUUGUGGGUCGCCAGGGCUGCAAUGAGGUCAUCAUGUCUGUAGAUGUCACCUGUCGCUUUGUGGCUCCCUUACUCAGCAUUUCCUCCAGGCAGCUGAAAUUCUACCUGGAGAAGGUCCCAGGAAAGAGUCUAACACCCCUAUAUGAGAAGCUCAUCUUGGAGAAUGUGUCGUCUCUGCCUCUGUCCAUUGAGCUCUCUCUUGGGGAGCCGUUCUCCCUGUGUGAGGCCUCGGGAGCCCAUAGCCCAGCUACCACUAAGUCCAUGGUUUUAGGUGACGGGAGGCAGGCUAAGUUGUGGGUUUGCUUCAAUCCAACUUACUGUCAGGAUCAGGUGUCACGAGUCGUGGAAGAGGCCCUUGAGAUACACUACCAGGGACACCCACGGCAUGACACGGUGGAGCUGUACGCUGAGGUCCACUUCCCCAACCUCCACUUCUCCACCACCGCAGUGGACUUCGGCUGCGUGCUCAACUGCACGGGGACCCGCAGAGCAAUCUCCAUCACCAACUGCUCCCCGCUGCCCGUGUCCUACCACUGGGCCUUCCUGGAUGACCAGGAACACGGUGCCAUCGGAGAGACAGAGACGCUGGAGGCAGAGAGGGAGCAGACGGAUCCAGCAAACGGGACAAAAGAAGAAGGGUGGAGUUCCUCUAGAAUGCCUUCUUCUUCUGCCUCUUCGGAUCCGCUCAGCCCCAGGCCUGGUGCAGAUGAACAGAACAGCUCACGGGGCGCGGUGGGUGUGGAAGAGGUGUUUGACAUCUUCCCGAUAUAUGGUCGUCUGCGACCUGGGGAGCAGCAGCAGGUCAUUUUCACUUUCUUUGGCCACGAAAAUAUCAGCAGAGAGGUGGUAGCACAGUGCCGUGUAGAGGAGGGGCCGACGUAUGAAAUCACACUCAGAGGAGAAGCAUCUGUAAUCAGCUACAGCCUUGACUCCACGCAUAUUGACUUUGGUCUGCAGCUGUUUGAUCACGAAGGGGAAGCUGAGGUGACCCUGAGGAAUACGGGCAAGAUGGGCUUUAAAUUUAGCAUCAUAGGCCAUCAAAAGAAGGAUGAGGAGGCAGGUGAGGAGGCAGGGGGACAGAGGAAGGACCUGGAAGAGGAGCAAAAUGAGGAAGGACAGGAUGUCAUACCAGGCCGGCCCAUGGUCAUCCCCGCUAUGGGUUACAUUGAUCCCGGUGCGGAGCAAUGUCUGCAUGUGCUCUACCUCCCAGGCCUCCCCGAGGUGUUUGAGAAGCAGCUUCAGCUGCAGGUGGCUUUCCUGCCCCCGCAGCUCAUCACGCUGACUGGCGAGGGAGUGUUCCCAAGGAUCAGCCUGAACUUACCGCAAAACAUGUCCGAGGAGUGUUACAGCGAUGUGGUGCAGCAGGCCAGAACAGCCGUGGAGGGAGAGGAGCUUAUGAAUGGAACCGCCGGCGUUGGAGGAGAUACAACCGAGGCCAACCGCACCCUCACACAUGAAAAGCUGCUUCACAUGGAGAUAGAGAGGUCGUUGGUCAAACGGAAUGCUCUCGCUGUGACCGGUAGCAUGCUGGAGCUCAGAGACCUGCAGGGUUCCUCCAGAAAGUGGCACAAACUUAGCCAGUUCCUGCUCCCAGAGUAUGUUUUGGAUUUUGGUUACGUCAUUCCAGGCAGUGUCCUCAGUCACACUGUAAAUGUGACCAACACUGGUUCAGUGGCUGUGUCCUUCCUUGCCAAUGGCAAACCUCUAGCCGGAACAGGAUUCAGUGCAGACGUUAAAAGAGUGAAGAACCUGCCCUGUGGAGAGACACAGACUUUCACAGUUAAAUUUGCCCCCCAGAGAGCCAACCUGAAGAUUGGGGACACAAGUGUUGUCAUGCCAAUACAGGUCGCAGACGGCCCGGUGGUGCAGGUGCGGCUGUGUGCGGUGGUAACUGUGCCGGCCGUCACUGUUUCCAUGGAUACACUGCAGUUUGACACUGUGCAGUGUGGCAUGUGUCAGAUGAAGACAAUACAGCUGGUUAAUCGUGAGUCUGUGCCGUGCUGCUGGAGCAUAGCUGAGAAGGGGAAGCCUCUCGAAAAGCAUAAAAAGGACGUGCAGAUGAAGCGACCAGCUCCCGUGGUGUUCAAGAUGAUCCCCAGCUCUGGCAUGCUGUUCCCUGGUGAACGAGUCAACGUCCAGAUAACGUUCAGCCCCGCUGAGGGGCAUCCUUACAACAUGCAGCUACUGGUCCGUGUGGCUGAGAGCAGCCAGCAGGUGUUGAUUGCAGCCCAGGGGCAGGGUGACGAACCACAUCUCGAGUUCUGCCCGUCGGUGCUGGAGCUGGGGCCAUGCAUGCCUGUCGCCACUGAGGUUGAGGCUGAGGUCACCGUCAAGAACCGCUGCCCUUUCCCCGUUGAGUUCUACUCCCUGGAUUUUGACAAACAGUAUCUUGAGGAAGAAAAGAUCCUGCGUCUGAUACAGGGUUAUGAUGAGAACAACAUAUUACUGCUGCCUCCCAGAGCCACUGGAGAAAGUCUUCCCACAGAACUGCUCGAGUACUACCAGGAGCACUGCUCCCAGCUGAAAGACGAUGCAGAACGGAAGGAAGGCCUGGAUGAAGAAGAAGCCGUGAUGGGUGACACAUAUGAGGAAGGAGAGAGGUCAAGACAAAACCACGCCCACUCAGCAGACAGCAAAGUGGAAGAAGUGCACACUUUAAAUGUGAAACAAGCUGAACUACUCGAUUCAGAGAUGACCAUAGAGGGAAGCAGUGGGGGACUGGGGCAGCUAGAGAUGACCCCCGUUUCCAGAGCAAUUGCCCGCCACAUGCGUGUUGAUCUGUCACCUGAGGCUCUGGCUGCACGCAACCACAAAGGCAUUGCUAUUAUUGUAUAUGGAGCCCCACUGACAGAUAACGGCAGCACAGCGGCUGUUCUGGCACGUCAGUACGAAGGGGCGUGCCUGAGUGUUGACGCCGUGGUUACAGAGGUGCUCGUCAAUGGCACUUCACCUGUUAGCCGGACUGCAAGACAACUCUAUGACUGUGCUGCUGCCCAGUAUGCUGAGAAGAAGCCUGAGGAGGCUGGUCAGACCACAGAACCAGGACCCGCAGCAGAUCUAGAAGCCUCAGAACCAGCUCCACAUUCAGCUCGAGCUUCACGUGAUGCGGUGGAAGUUCCUUCAAAACCCAGUGAGGACGGCUUCAGUGGAAAUGACUCCAAGGCUCCUCGGGAGACUGAAAACACACACCUUGCCCUUUGCCUGGGAGGAGAUGUGACCUCACUCAACAAUCUCUUUCCUGAACAGCUAUUGGUUGAUAUCCUGACAGAAAGAUUUCAGCUAAGCGACUGUCACCGUGGCAUCAUGGUUGACGGCCUGGAGUCUGUGUACGCUCAGUCAGCAGGCAGCACACUGCAAAUUGUUCUCAGGGCUCUUAAUAACCGGAAACACAUCUUUGUAGUGAACCUGUCUGACUCCUACGCUGCCCUGAAGGCACGGGAGGAAGCACAGAAGGAAGCCGAGGAGGCUCUGCAGAAAGAGAAAGCUGACAGGGAGGAGCAGUUGCUGCAGGAGCUGGAUGAGGAGAAGUAUGACGCUCUGUCAGGGGAGGAGAAGGAGCGUAUUUACCAGCGACUAAGAGAGAAGCACAGACAGCAGAAACUCAGGGAGCUCGAGCAUAAAGCGAAAGAGGAGGAAGAAAAGAGGCUCCAGGAGGAGAUGAAAAGGUUGAGGGAAGAAGAGUUGAAGAAGAAGAACAGAAAGGGCGGAAAGAGGGAUUCUAAACAAUUGUCGAAGAAGAAGAUCUUGCUGGAGGGGAAGCAGUCAGCAGAUCCAUCGAAUUUGCGGCGGAUGUCUUCCUGUCACAACUCUAAAGAGUCACUCGUGGACGCCAGAGAGCAGCAUAAUUCAAAUGAAGUGCAUCACAGCAAAGAGGCGGAUGAUUUGCAAAAGCAGACGGAAGAAACCAAAGUUGUACUUGCAGAGUCUCCUCAACCCUCAGACCAGCUGGAGAGAGAAAGGAGUAUAGAAAGUGCAGAGAUGAAGAGGCUGAGAGAAGAAAAAGAGUUGAAGAAGAGUAAAAUGGGAGGAGAGAGAGAUAAUACAGAAGCUUUGGUGAAGAGGAGCCCGUCUGGUAGGAAGGAGUCAACAUCUGCACCGGAUGUCGGUCGGGCGUCUUUCUGUGACAACUCAAAAAAAUCACAACUGGGCGCAAAAGAGCAACAUCAUUUAAAUGAAGGUGCCAGCAGAUUGCAUCAAAGCAAAGAGGCAGAUCAUUCACAGAAGAAGGCAGAAGAAGCCAAGGGAUCAAAAUCAGAGUCUCCUGUGUGCAUUGUGGAUGAGCUGCAGUCUCAGUUCAGUGCGUAUGAGCAGAGCCAGGGACAGGUGGAGCACAUCUUGCAGCACUGGGACCGAGCCCGGGGCUUGUUGCUGGUCCCGUUCCCCGGUGAAGAGGAUGCCCCAACAGAGAAGCAGACCGCUGUUGUUAGCAAGAAGAGCAAGAGAGCCAGCAGCAAGGUCUGUUCUCCAAUACCCAGUCAGAUGGCAGACACGGUGCUUCCACGGGACAUCAUCCCUCAUAUUGUCCUGAAUGUGACAGGGAAAGACUCUCCGAGUGCUGCAGAGCUGCUCAAAGGCAGCACCCUGCCUCCACUGGUCGAGGUGUUGGAUGAUUUGGGGUUGGGACCCAGCGGCCCACCCAUCCCGCCUCCCACCACUUUCUCAAUGGUUCCUUUCCCCAAAAACAGGGAGCAAUCUGACCGUCAACUCACCUGUAGCUGUUUCACCUUCCUGGUUCCCUCAGGGCUGGACGAACAGGAAGAUGUGCGAGUAUCAGUUGUAAAGAAAGAGGCAGCAGCAACAGUUCCCAAAGCUCGCAGCAAGAGCAGCAUGAAGGAGGUUGCAGUUACAAAAAACAAGGUUAAAAAGAGCAGAGAGAGUCAGAAGAGCAGGAGACAAACUUCAGCCAAGACAAAGGCAAAGGACUCGGACCGGCCUCGCUCACCUCUGUUACACGGCGCCUCCUCGUCUGACUGCACUGAACAAGACCAACACCAAGAAAACUUAGAGCUGAAACGCAACCAGAGCCUGACAACAUUUCGAUGGGUUGUACCAGCCAACGGUGAGUUGGUUCUGAAGAUCUGGUUCUACUCGGAGUCCCCUGGGAGGUUUGAGCAGACCUUCGGCUUUGAGCUCCUGGGGACCCGGAGACUCUACCAGCUCCUCUGCAGAGGAAUCUGCACCUAUCCCUCCAUCUGCAAAGACUACAUGACUCUCUUUGCCCACAGUAAGAAGGCAGCACAAAUGGAAGAAGGGCUCCAGAAGACUUACAUGAUCAAACCUGAAUGCUUUGAGUUUGGACCGUUACUCUGUGGCAAGACCAGAGACAGAUACAAGGAAAAUAGGUACCCAGAGAACACGGAGCAACUAGUGAUUCAUAACAAUUCAGGCCUGGAGGCUGAGGUCCAGUUCCAUUUCCUGCAUGAUAGCCAGGCCACCACAUAUCUGCUGGAACCCCCAACCAUGACUCUCAAACCUGACCAGAAACAGGAGUUGACAGUGUGGGCCUACCCAACAAAACUGGGACAAAUGAACGACAGCGUUGUGUGCCAAAUCAAGGACAAUCCGGAGCUUGUCAUCAUCAACCUCUCCUGCUGGGGCGUUCGGCCGGAGCUGGAGCUGGACAGCAAGCAUUUUCACUUUAAAAGGACUUUGCUGCACAGGCGGGACACUUGCUGCGUGGCGCUGCACAAUAAGACGGCUCUGCCGGUGUCUUGGAGACUUCAGGGUGUGGAGGAGUUGGGUGAUGAGUUCAGUGUGCCACAGGAUCAGGGCAUCAUCCCACCCAACUCCUCUUUCCCACUGUGCUUGUACUUCAGGGCCAGGAGGCCACUCCACAUUAAGAAGAUCUUGCGUCUGGAGGUAUCCGAUGUGGAGAUGAUUCUAGGCAUCGUGAACACAGAAAACCUUCAGGUCACAGCAGAAGCCUAUGACAUAAAUCUAGAGAUUAUACCAGCAGAUGGCCGUGUGGACUUUGGAACCAUCAAAGUCUUUGAAAAUGCCGAACUGUCUCUCAGGAUGAAAAACCAAGGGAAAUAUGAAAUAGCCUACAAGUUUACAUUGCCGCAGACCGACCAAAACCUGGACUCCAUUUUCAAGGUGUCCCCCAUGAGUGGGACUGUAAUGCCCCACGAGAAGCCCACAACAGUGCAAAUACUCUGCAGGCCCAAUAGAGAAGUCUUAAUUAGAGAGCAACCUCUCCUGCUUUGCCAGGUGAUUGAACCCAGCAUUGGGAAUGGAGGACAAACCGUAGGUACCAUAGACAUCAAGGUUUCACUCAAGUCUGUCUUCUCCAGGUACAAGAUCACACCUGCAUGUGACCUCAACUUUGGCCCACUGGUCUAUGGCUGCAAGAAAAGCCAGAGCUUCACUAUUGAGAACAACGGAGACUUUGAGACCUGUUUCACCAUCCGCCGCAUGAUCACGGACCCUGCGCCACCGGGGAAGGCAGGGAGUCCAGGUAGGAAGACGCCUCAAGAGAGCCAAUCAGAGAGACCCGCUUCAGACGGUAGCAAACUGAAACGCGAGUCCGUCCAGAAAGACAAGAGUGUGUUAAAGAAUCGCCUCACCGCGGGGGUGUUCUCAGUGACUCCCUGCGUCCGGAGCUUGCCGCCAGGCUCCCAGCAGGUGGUGACAGUGGACUGUGUGGCUGAACAGCUGGGCAACUGUAACCAGGGUUUGCUCAUUGAUAUCAGUGACCGUGAUCCUUCAGACCAGCCUGAUGGCAUACCGUACAGACUGCUGGCUGAAGUCUGCAGGCCAGGUAUAGCGUCAGACAUGUCAUCCAUCUUUGAGGAACACCAUCUGUGCCACAACAGCAGUCAGCUCUCCUCUGAGCAGUUUUGCAAUGCUGAACGCAUUUAUGUCCGGGACGAGAACAAGUUCAUUUUCAACAAAAUCCUGGUGGGGCGGACGGCCCAGGCCCGAUUCAAACUCACCAACAACAGCAAGGUGCCCUGUGUGCUCAGCUUGGCCAUCAAGUAUGUUGGCGCUAAGACGGGCCGUAGCGCGGAGGUUUUUGAUUUGUCUGCUACAACACUGAGCAUCCCCAGCAAGUCACACUUGUUCGCUGUGGUCACCUUCACACCUCAGGCGAUUCAGCUCUACAGUGCUGUGUUUGAGGCCACAUUGGAGAUAAUCAACAGGAGCAAGGUGCUGGAGUUCGACCUUAUGGGAGAGGGCAAUCUGCCCAAUAUAUGUGUGGUGCGUCCAGCUCUGAGGAACAGCAGAGGAUGCCCGAUGCUGCAGUUCACACAAGUGUUGGUAGGGCGCAGACAUACCCGGCCCCUGGUGCUGCUAAAUGAUGGCAAUGUUCCAGCUCAGGUCCAGAUUGACAUGCUGGAUAAACAUGGAGUGUUCACCCUCAAAGCUGCUCCUGGCAACACUUGCAGCUCCAUCCACUCCACACAGAUUGACUCAGAGCGUCAGUCGGUGCACCGAGCCAUGGUGAGGCUGGACGUUAACGAGCAGGUGGAGCUUGAGGUCAGCUUCUGCUCUGACAAGCCCCUGAGUGUCGAGGCCAAGAUGUCCCUGCAGGUGGAGGACAACCAGUAUGGCAAAACCACAAUACAAGUGACCGGAGAAGCUUACCAAGGAAUCGUCUCUCUUGACAACAUCAGGCGGUCGUUGCAGGAAAUAGAUCAGGAAGAUGAAGAGGGAGGUAAUUAUGAGGUGCUGAAUUUUGGGGACUGCCAUGUAGAUUGUCCCUAUCAAGAGAGUUUCACCAUGACCAACCACAGCAGCAGCCAGGCAGUGAGGUUUGAGUGGCCUCCUGUCGGAUCCCAUGUCUUCUUUUCACCACAGGUGGGGCACCUUCAUGCUGGUUGUUCCAAGGAAGUGACUGUCACCUUUAGCUCCAAUCAGCCAGUAACUCUUACCAGCCAGCCAAUAAGAUGCAAAGUUAGUCAGGUGGAGUUCCAGCAGCCGCUGGAGCAGGUGGCCGACUGGGACGACGGACAGAGGACGGUGCAGUGGCUGAGUUCUUCCAAGCAGGCCUCAGGAGCACCACAGCAGCCCGUGAAGAAUAAGGUGAUAAAGACGGAUCCUGAGCCCUGCUGCUCUGUUGUUGAGGGCUCCCAGUGGGAGAUGGAAUUGCGAAUCAGCGCAGUUUGUGACUACGUGAAGUUCAGCUGCAACACUGACACCAUCCACUUCAAAGACACCAUGCUUUACCAAACCAGGCUCCACCAACUGCAGAUCGUGAAUCAUGGCACUGUCAAACUGGAAUACUCCUGGCAAGUCCUCAUGGAUCCAAGGAACAACAUAGUAAACCAUGACCAAGGAGAAGGGACACUCACCCCUCGACCAGGCAGCAGGUCAGGAGCCGUGUCUACCGGAGCCCGCCCCGCCAGCGCUCUGGCCAGCGUGAUAUCUCUUCUGACGGGGAAUCCAGAGCUUCUGCCCAUCAGCAUCGAGCCCAGCAUAGGGGCCUUAGUGCCCGGUUCCACUCAGUACUUCAGCAUCCGCUUUUCACCUGUGGAAGUGGCCCAGUUUCAGGGCAGGCUGGUCAGCAGUGUCCCCAACUUGCAGGAUGGAGAUCAGGCUCCCUGUGUCUCGGUGUGUGGCCGCAGCCUGUUGCCCCACUGCCACUUUCACCUGGAGGACUCAGACUAUAUCAGUGGGAAACACCGUAACCCUGAUUUCAGGGGCCAUCUGGACCCUAACACCAGGGUCAUAGAGUUUAACUCUGUUGACUUCUCUGUGCCAUCAACAAGAUGUUUUAGUGUGGUGAACCCAACCAGUAAACCCUACUCCUUCAAGUGGAGGUGUGAAGACACAUGUGGCGGCCCAUUCUGCUGCCUCACCCCAUGUGGCACCAUCUUGCCUGGGAAGAAGGUGGAAGUGUGUUUUGAAUAUGUAGCUGAGCAGUUUGAAGCGGUGGAGUCGUUCUGGAGCUUUACGAUUGAGGCUCUGUCACUGUCUGUCCCCUUCCUGUGCGUGGGCACCACUAAAGAACCCCUCGUCUACCUCGACAGACCUCACAUUGACUUUGGAGAACUGCUUGUUGGUCGUAAAGUGGAACAGACAGUGGAUCUGGUGAACGGGGAGGAGAAGCUGUUCCACUUCUCUGUCUUGCAGUCAUCUCUUCUUUCUGAUGACCAGCAGUCCAGCCUCAUUUUGCAGCCUGUGACCGGCACAGUGGCCGCCAGAGACAGGUUGCCGCUGUCGGUGUCCUUCACGCCCUGCCGGGGGGGCUAUGUGAGCUUCAGAUUGGCUCUGAGGGUGAAGAGGAAAUCAGAGCCACUCGCGCUCACAGUUAAAGCCGACUGUUUCAGCAUGAGCACCUCCGUUCAACUUGAGAAGCCAGAAGGAGGCCUCAGAGACAUCAGCCCCAACCGCAAAGACACUCUGGACUUCGGGAAGGUGGGGAUUUCAGAGCAAUCCGCCUUUAAUUUCCUGGUGUCCAAUCUGGCGAGAUUCCGAUCAGAAGUCAACUUUGACCUAACGGGUCCCAGUGAGCUGCUGCAACACUUGCAAACCAAGCCACAAAACGGCACUAUUGAGGUUGGGAAGCAGCUGCGAUCUUUGCUCUUCUUUUGUCCAAGGAGCAUUUGCAACCUGCGGGACGUCCGACUGAGUAUCAAGGUGAAGCACGGGCCGACAUUUACAUUUGCUAUCAAAGGCAGAGCUGUAGCACCUAGCCUUGAAUUCUCCUUCACCAAGCACAACUUUGGCAAGUGCUUCGUGUACAGUCCGGGCAUGGGGCCGGCCUCCCGGACUCUCUUGAUCAGCAAUAAAGGCGAGAGAGACAUCAGUGUUGAGUCCCAGUUCAGAAACACCUCUUACCUAGAGAUGGACUUCCAACCAGGUAUUUUGUCCCCUGGCGCUGUGAUGGAGGCACCAGUCAACUUCUAUCCUCGUGAGGCAUCCCGCUACCAUGAAAGACUCACCUUUGUCUUAAACAGCUGUGUCACGAAACACGUCGACAUACUGGGCCAAGGCAUCGAGAUGAAGCUGGAGGUGGAGAAUCCCAAGCAGCGGAAAGUGAAGCUGGGAUCUCUGGUGUUGGGUCAGAAGGUGAAAAAACAAGUGGUUCUGGUCAAUCGCAGCCCUUUAGACCUCUCCUUUACUCUGCUGCUUAACACCAACACACCUCUGGAUCCAAGGGAUCUGUCAUUCAGUCCAGCAGGUGAGCUGAACCUGAAAGCCAGUGUUGGUUCGUGUAAUGUUGAGAUCCAGUUCUCACCUCGUCAGCACACGCCUCCCUUCACCGCUGAGCUGCAGGCGGAGUUUGCGGGCUUGUUACACCCCCUGCUGACCAUCCAAGGCUGCUGCCGGGGUGUGGAGGUCCAGCUGGACCAGGAUCACCUAGCCUUUGGAGCUGUUGUCCAGCGCUGCCAAGCCAGGAAGAGGAUUGUCAUGAUGAACGCUGGGGACAUUGGUGCCAGGUUCCAGUGGAAAACAGGGAAUUUUCCUCCAGAGUUGUCCAUCACACCAGCUAAAGGCUAUAUCUGUCCCGGCAUGGAGGUUCCUUUCGAAGUGACUUUUUCCCCGGUGGAACUGAUUAACGACAAAAGAUACGAGAACCUGUCUUGCUGUGUGGAGGGCUCCCCCUCACCCGUUACCCUCACUGUAACAGGCUCCUGCAUUGUAGCCUCCACUAGCAAAGAGAUGGUGAACUUUGUUUGCCCAGUGCGUGGCUCUCACAGCCAGACUCUGCCCGUGUUCAACCCCACAAACCAGCACUGCAGCAUCAGGCCUGUCGUAGAGGGAGAGCAGUGGAGCGCUGCGUCCUCUGUGAUCCUUGAACCCCUCCAAAACAAGACAUACAAGAUCACCUACCGACCGCUGUCCAUCACCGCUGAUGGGAAGAAACACCUGGGAUCGGUCUUCUUCUCCUUCCCUGAUGGGACGGGCAUGCUGUACUCCCUUCAAGGAACUGCUGAACCUCCAAAGGCAGAGGACAACAUUGUGCAUGAACUGCCGGCAAAGACUCACCACACAGAAAUGCUCCCUGUGCACAACUGGCUCUCUAAGCAACAGCGGUUUCGUGUGUUGAUGGAGAUCCUGAAACCAGACAAGCCAGAUGCUACGGUGUCCCUGAAGGGUCUAGAAUACAUUGAGGUCUCCGCUUUGGCCCGACGAGACUACAAGAUGUCUUUCUUUACAUACAGAGAGGGGCAUUACAACACCAAGGUGACGUUUCAUAAUGAGGGGUCCGGUGAGUACUUGUACUACCUUGUUACCUUCAAGGCCACAUCUCCAGGAGUCCUGUCCACCAUAGAGCUGGUGACCCCUGUCCGUCAGACGGCCUCGGCCACUGUGCAGGUGGAGAACCCCCUGACCACAGUUACCUGUCUGACCACUGAGUGUAAAUGCCCUGAAAUCAGUGCCCCACUUCUGCACACUGUGCCAGGACAGUCAAAGGGCUCUCUAAGCUUCGAGUACCAGCCCCUGCGUGCAGGCGAGUCCACAGCCCGGCUGACUCUGCACAGUAAUGAUCUGGGCUACUUCCACUACAAUCUGCUUCUCACAGCUCUUCCCCCACCACCAGAGAAAACCGUCCACUUCAACACUUGUCUGGGCAGCAGCCAUUCCGUUCUUGUUAAGUUUACCAACCACGCCCGCUUCAAAACUGAGUACUCAGGCAAGACUGAUUGCCCGGAAUUCACAGUGGACAAGGCCCUGCCCCAGGUGGGGUCAGAGGUCAGCAUGGAGGUUUCUUUUGAACCUCAUCAGCUGGGGAAAGUGAGGGGCCAGCUCAGCGUGUCCUCAGUGAUCGGUGGCUAUUACAUCUUUCCCUUGCAUGGGAUCAGCCUCCCUCCCAAAGCCCAGGGCCCGUUUAGUGUCCGGACCGGUCACAGAGUUGCCAUCCCCUUCAAGAAUAUAUUCCUGCAGACCACCACUUUCUCUUUUCAGGUGGACAACAAUUGUUUUACAGUUAAAGAGGCGGACCCCAUUCUCUCCAAAAAGACCCACAACAUCCUGAUAUCCUUUGAGGCCCCUCCUGAAGGCUUCCCGGGGCCGUGGUUCGGCAAGCUGACCGUCUCCAGCCAGUGCUCCGAGGGCCACAGCAGACCUUGUUCUUGGGUCUAUUACCUGAAAGGGCUACCGCUCUGAGAGAGAGAGAUGUGUGACAAAUAGAUAAAUAAAUGCACAGGAAACGAUCUUAACUCAAGCCUUCAGUGUGUAACUUACUUUUAUGAUGCUUCAGUUCAAUGUGUUGACAAAUGAUUUAUUCAAUGCCUAAACUCAAAUGCCGGUGUCAAAAUAAUAGCCAGAAUUGCCCUGUGUAUAUUUAUUUGCUUAGAAUAAUUAGUUUAGAAUUAGUUUAGAAUUAGUCACAUUUGUGUUCGUAAAUAUUUGAAGAGUCAACUGAAUAAAACCU